GACAGGAGGCUCCUGAGGCUGCGUCCAGGUUGUGUGCUGCCCUAGGUCUGCAGUUCCCCUGGGCGAGGACUGCAGUCAUGGCCCAGUCACAGACUUUGGUUCUCAACGUCCCCGAGACACCCGAGGAUCACGACAGCCCCUGUGAGGAGAGUGAGGUGCAUGACUCCUUCCACCAGCUCAUUCAGGAGCAGAGCCUGCGGGUGGCCGAGGAGGGUCUGGAGCUGCUGCAGGUGGCAGGAGACCCGGGGGCCUCGGCCAGCGCUCACCAGGUGCUGCUGGGAGACUCGAGUGGCCCGGUCUACAGCACGGCCACGCUUAGCAUCCUGGCCAGCAUGCCCAGCCGCACCAUCGGCCGCAGCCGAGGGGCCAUCCUCUCCCAGUACUACAACCGCACGAUACAGCUGCGGCGCAGGAGCAGCCGGAGCAGCCGUCCUCCGCUGGGGCCUGUGGUGUGCUCCGCCCGGCCCAGCCUCCGCCUGUACGACCUGGAGCUGGACCCCGCAGCCCUGCAAGAGGAGGAGAAGCGGAGCCUCCUGGUGAAGGAGCUGCAGGGCCUGUCGGCGGCCCAGCGGGACCACAUGCUCCGAGGGAUGCCCGUGAGCCUGCAGGAGAAGCGCUUCCUGCGAGAGAAGAGCCGCAUCCCAAGGGGGAAGCAGAGGGCCCGCCAGGGCCGUGACGGGCUCUGCUGCUGCAGCCAGCUGCGCUACACCUGUGCCCUGGCCCUGCACAACCUGGGACUGGUGCUUCUCACCUGCCUGCACGCCUUGAAACCCUGGCGCUACGCCCUGAAGCAGAUCGGGGGCCAGUUCGGUUCCAGCGUGCUCUCCUACUUCCUGUUCCUCAAGACCCUGCUACUCUUCAAUGCACUGCUGCUGCUGCCGCUGGUGGCCUUCCUGGUGGCCGUGCAGGCGGCCUUCCCCCCUGAGGCACGGCCUGUCCCCGCCUGCACGGGGCUGGAGCUCCUCACAGGCGGGGGCUGCUUCACCCACACCGUCAUGUACUACGGCUACUACCGUAAUACCACGCUGAGCGUGCCGUGCGGCUCCCCGCAGUGUGGCCCCGGAGCGGGCACCCUGCCGUACAACAUGCCCCUGGCCUACCUCUUCACCGUGGGGGCAGCCUUCUUCCUCACCUGCUUCACCCUGGUGUACAGCAUGUCCCACGCUUUCGGGGAGAGCUACCGGGUGGGCAGUACCAAGGGUGUCCAUGCCAUCACUGUCUUUUGCUCCUGGGACUACAAGGUGACCCAGAGGUGGGCCUCCCGCCUCCAGAGGGACAACAUCCGCACCCAGCUGAAGGAGCUGCUGGCCGAGUGGCAGCUGCGCAGGGCUUCCCGGAGCGUGUGUGGGCGGCUGCGGCAGGCCACCGUGCUGGCCGUGGUGUGGCUGCUGUGCCUGGGAGCUGCAAUGGGCUGUGCGGUGGCCGUCCUCGCCUUCUCGGAGGUCACAAUCCAGAGCCCCGUGGUGGCCGGCCAGGAGGCAGGGCUGCUGGUCCUGCCCCUGGGUGUCUCCCUCCUUAACCUGGGCGCUCCCUACCUGUUCCGUGGCCUGGCCACCCUGGAGCAGCACGACUCCCCGGUGCUGGAGGUGUACAUGGCCAUUUGCAGGAACCUCGUCCUCAAGAUGGCCAUCCUGGGCGUGCUCUGCUACCACUGGCUGGGCCGCAGGGUGGCCACCCUGCAGGGUGGGUGCUGGGAGGACUUCGUGGGCCAGGAGCUGUACCGCUUCCUGGUGAUGGACUUCGUCUUCGCACUUCUAGACUCACUUUUGGGGGAGCUGGGGUGGAGGCUCAUCCUGGAGAAGAAACUCCGGAGGCGGAAGCCUGAGUUUGACAUCGCGAAGAACGUGCUGGACCUCAUUUAUGGGCAGACCCUGACCUGGCUAGGCGUCCUCUUCUCGCCUCUGCUGCCUGCCGUGCAGAUCCUCAGGCUGCUGGUCCUCUUCCAGGUCAAGAAGGCGAGCCUGCUGGCGAACUGCCAGGCGCCCCGCAGGCCCUGGCUGGCCUCGCACAUGAGCACCGUGUUCCUCACCCUGCUCUGCUUCCCCUCCUUCCUGGGUGCCGCUGUCUUCCUGUGCUACGCCGUGUGGCAGGUGAAGCCUUCGGACACCUGCGGCCCCUUCCGGACCCUGCGCACCAUGUACGAGGCAGGCACCGUGUGGGUGCGACACCUGGAGCAGGCGGGCCCCGGGGCCCAGUGGCUGUCCUGGCUGCGCCGGUACCUGGUGGAGAACACCUUCUUCCUCUUCUUGGCGUCCGCCCUGCUGAUGGCAGUCAUCUACCUCAACAUCCAGGUGGUGAAAGGCCAGAGGAAGGUCAUCUGCCUCCUCAAGGAGCAGAUCCGCAACGAGGGGGAGGACAAAAUCUUCUUGAUCAACAGGCUUCAUGCUGUCUAUGAGAGGAAGGAGAGGAGCAGGGUUGGCAGAGCUGUGGAGGCUGAGACAGCUGCCCUGGUCACAGAUGCUGGGGACAGAUGAUGGGUCAGCAAGGAGCCGUCUGACACCCCCGCCAUCCUCAGUGCCAUGGUCCUGUGGGCAGAGACGUGGACCUGACGCCCCGACAGAGACACGGUGGUGCAGUGGUGGCUUCUGCAGUGUGUAGCUGGGCCCAGAUGGAGCUAGAAGGGUGGGCGGUGGGCUUGGCUCCCCACAGACGCUCCUUCCCCUGCCUGGCCCUGCCCUGGGAUGUUAUUUAUUCCAAUUAAAUGGAUUUUGCAAAAUGGA
Messenger RNA from Cavia porcellus (domestic guinea pig), 2720 nucleotides. RefSeq names its product transmembrane channel like 6 (gene Tmc6). The coding region runs from base 78 to 2474 and encodes 798 amino acids. NCBI's taxonomy places the organism in Eukaryota, Metazoa, Chordata, Mammalia, Rodentia, Caviidae. Gene Ontology annotation, cellular component: plasma membrane. The transcript is spliced from 19 exons. The record is from RefSeq and is a predicted model, not a curated record. Gene Ontology annotation, molecular function: mechanosensitive monoatomic ion channel activity.